Molecule: messenger RNA, 3117 nt
Organism: Dicentrarchus labrax (European seabass)
Lineage: Eukaryota; Metazoa; Chordata; Actinopteri; Moronidae
Gene: csnk2b
Product: casein kinase 2, beta polypeptide
Exons: 7
Coding region: 148-795 (215 amino acids)
Cellular component (GO): cytoplasm; protein kinase CK2 complex
Molecular function (GO): protein kinase regulator activity
Source: RefSeq, a predicted model, not a curated record
UCACGGGAGGAAGAGGAAGAGGAAGAACGUAACCUACAGGGUGAAGUGGGAGGCGGUGUCCAUCUUAUUUACACCGGUGAGCUUGCUAAAUUUUUCAUCUGUCGGAUUUUUCAAGAGUGUAAAAGUGCAAACGCCGGGUCUUCAGAGAUGAGCAGUUCAGAGGAAGUGUCAUGGAUCUCCUGGUUCUGUGGACUGAGGGGGAAUGAGUUUUUCUGUGAGGUGGAUGAAGACUACAUCCAGGACAAGUUCAACCUGACAGGACUCAAUGAGCAGGUUCCUCACUACCGCCAGGCCCUGGACAUGAUCCUGGACCUUGAACCAGAUGAGGAGCUGGAGGACAAUCCCAACCAGAGUGACCUGAUCGAGCAGGCAGCUGAGAUGCUGUACGGCCUCAUCCACGCACGCUACAUCCUCACUAACCGAGGCAUCGCACAGAUGUUGGAGAAGUAUCAACAGGGAGAUUUUGGUUACUGCCCCCGGGUCUAUUGUGAGAAUCAGCCUAUGCUUCCUAUCGGUCUGUCAGACAUCCCAGGAGAGGCCAUGGUGAAGCUGUACUGUCCUAAAUGUAUGGAUGUCUACACACCCAAGUCCUCCAGGCACCACCACACAGAUGGAGCCUAUUUUGGUACUGGCUUCCCCCACAUGCUCUUCAUGGUUCACCCCGAGUACAGGCCCAAGAGGCCCGCCAACCAGUUUGUCCCAAGGCUGUACGGCUUCAAGAUCCACCCCAUGGCCUACCAGCUGCAGCUGCAAGCAGCCUCCAGCUUCAAGAGCCCCGUCAAGGCCAUCCGCUAGAGCGUCGAGGAGGAGGAGGAGGAGGAGGAGGAGGAGGAGGAUUCGCAGACAGAAGACAGGAAAGAAUUAUCAUCAGAAGGGGGGGGGUCACCUGCAUUCUAGAAAGCUUUUCAGAUGCCCCCUCCCCACCCUGAAGACUGUAUUAUUUUGGUUUAGUUUAGGGCAAAUGAAAAAGUGUAAAGAUUUUUGAGUGUGAGCGAGACAGAAAAACGCACAGCCAUGAUCUUAAUCACACACACACACACACGCACGCACUCAUACACUCAUACAUUAAAAAAUGAAUAAAUAAAUGCAUCCACACACUUGGGAUUCCAUGCACGUACGUUACCAAACUCAUCAGUGCCAAAAAAACAGGAGGUGAGGUAAGAGGAAGGAGUCCAUGCUGCUUAUGCUGUUCACUCACAUUACGAGCACACUGAUGAGAGAAUGAUAUGACGGGUGGGUGACGGUACAGGGAACUUCUCCCUGUAGAGAGGGUUUUAUGUCCAGGGACGGAAAGCUGAAAGUACAAUGACUGGGUCAGUUUCCAACUCUGGCUCUGUGUUUGUUCUGUAUUUGGCUCAGUUUGGUAAAGGGUGGUGGUAAACCCUCUCCGUCAUUGGAACCUCUCCCUAUUAGCCCCCCCCAAUGCAUGUACACUCAGGCUGGCAUUCGCAGAGACAGUUUGGACGGUGGCGACGGGUGUUUUUCUGCAUCACUCGUUUUGUUUCUUACAUUUGCUUACUGGUUUGUCUGAUGUUUCGAUGUGUUGUUACACAAAGCAUUCUGUAGAAUUUGCCUUAAGAUUCAGAAGAAGAAAAAGAUUCAGAAGAAGAAAAACACCCAGAUUGUUGUUUUUUUUUCCCUUGAAGAGGCACAAGCAAAAUUAGUUGAUUUUCUUCUUUGUGCUGUUAGAAGACGUAAAGUAGAAAUAGAUUAAACUAACAUGAAUUUCUGAAUCGUUCAGACAAUUGUAAUCAGCCUGUGUCAUUUGUCCAGCUGUCUGUGCGUGUGUCAAACAAAUGUCUGUAUUGGUACCUAAGUGAAAAUAUAACCUGUGCUACAUUUUUUUGCGAGACGUGUGCCCCUCUGCUGUAGCGGGCUUAGCUGAGUUUGUAUUGUCACCGCCCUUCCCUCGUAGCUCCAUCUCCUUUUUUAUAAAUAGGUUGACAUCUUGGGAAAUACGCUUUGCUUUCUGGCAGAGAGUAGAUGAGAGGAUUGAUACGGCUAUAUGGUAAUAUGAAGCUACCACGAGCAACCAGUUAGCUUCACUUAACGUAAAGAUCGCCUGGCUCUGUCCGAAAGGUUGCAAAAUCUUCCUACCAGCACCUCUAAAGCUCACUAAUCACCACAAUAUAUCUCCUCAGUUAAUUCCUAUAAAGUGUGAGCAUAAAAUCAAUAAAUUGCCUUUUUUUUUUAUAGGGGUUAUCCGCUGGUUAGCAGUUGGUAGGCAACCAGUGUUAACUCAUGGAAGUUACUGGUCCUCACCAAGACCGGCACAUAACCACCUGUAACACCACUAUGUCAAGUUUUAGCUCCUACCAGCAGUUCUAAACCUCACUAAUUAACACAUAUCUCAUUUCUGUACAAGUCUUUUUGUAAUUUAUAAAAGCCUUUUUUUUUUUUUUUUUUUUUUUGCCAUUUUACAGGGGCUGUGUGCUAGUUAGCAGUUGCUAGGCAACCAGUAUUGACUCCAGGAAGUUACCAGUCCCAACCAAGAAGUAGUCCGGCACAAACGUACCCCUGAGAAAAUGGCAAAUUGAUGUUUUUAGGCUUUUUGUGCGUAUUAAACAAACAAGAAAUGCGUUCGUUAGUGAGCAGUGGAGAUGUUGGUCAGGCUGUCUCCCUCCCUGGUUCCAGUUAAGCUAACCGUCUGCUGGUAGUGGCUUAAUAUUUGAGAGUGGUGUCACUCUUAAUAUUGCCCUAAAUAUCAAACUAUUCCUGUAAAGAUCAAGGAGGAGACUCAGAGAAAGAGGAAUUUAGACAAUCUGAAUCCUUCAGCUCACUCCACCAUUGCACUGAUCCUACUGGGGUGUCUCCACAGCACAGUCUCAUUAUUUAUGUUCAGGUUUAGAGACAGUCAGACCACCAGCCGCUUUUUCUUUCUUUUUUUUGGUUUGUUUUUGAAACAGCGGGGCAGACACUCAGUUGCCCCUCCCUUCACUCUCCACUUUAUUUUUGUGUGACUGGAACAGAUUGUUUUUUUGGAUUUCAUGAUACAAGAGAAGCGGUAUUUAUGUGUCCAGAUUUUAACAAAUAUUUGUCUGUGUUGUUGUCUUUCUGCUACUGUGGAAGGGUGAGCAGGAUUCAGAAUUCUCAAUAAACUUCUAUUUUCUUUUCAUA